ACCGCGGUUUAAAUAGCGAAACAGCCUCGAGCGGACAAUCCAAUAUCAUAUGCCAGUAAAAGCGUAGCGAGGCUGUCUGUAAGCGACAACAUGUGAUUUGAGGACUGACGCUUAACGGGACUAAAACUGCACAGGACGUUUGGUGGACAAUUUUGAAUGGCGGAAAAUUCCCUGAGCGAGAAUCGACGUGAAUAAAUAAUUUACAGACCAUGAACUAUGUGGGUCAGUUGGCGGGCCAGGUGUUUGUGCAGGUCAAGGAGCUCUACAGAGGACUCAACCCUGCAACGCUGUCUGGAUGUAUAGAUGUCAUCGUGGUCCGGCAGCCUGAUGGCUCCCUGCAGUGCUCCCCCUUCCACGUCCGCUUUGGCAAGAUGGGUGUUCUGCGGUCCCGUGAGAAAGUGGUGGACAUAGAGAUCAAUGGGGAGCCAGUCAGUUUGCACAUGAAGCUGGGAGAGAAUGGAGAGGCCUUCUUCGUCAGAGAGACAGAGAACACGCUGGAAGUAGUUCCAUCCUACCUGGCGACAUCACCCAUCAUGUCAACAGGGCAGGAGUUAAUGGAAUCCCAGCUGGGGAGGGGCAGUUCUCGUCACCAUGACACCACCCCGUGCAGCUCACUUCCUGUCCAGAACCUGGGACCUCAGCAAAAUGAUGGAGCGAUGACCAAGAAGAGGAGGAAGAGGAGGCGGAAGGCACGGCCAGAGGGAGGCGGAGGAGGGAGGAGAGAGGAGUGCGGGGAAGAGUUCUCGGAGGAUGAGGACAUGUUUACUAUUGACUUGAGCUCGGAUGAGGAGAGAGAGGGUGACGACAGCAGACCGAUGUACGGUGAUCAGGGGUCUUCAGCCAUCACCCACACACACCCCAGCACUGAUUGGACACGUUCAAAGAGUAAUGUGAUUAAGGACACUCUCUCCAUCCCUCCACCCUGUGGUCUGUCCAUCUCUUGUCCACAGCAGACCUCUCACUACUCUGCCCUUGUUAGCAGCCUCGAUGAUUCACGGUCAUCAACACCAAAGAGCGACUCAGAGCUAACCAGUCAGUUUAAAGACAAUCCUGAAAUGUUAUGGACCUGGGGGGAGCUGCCACAGGCUGCCCAGCCAUCCUUCCUGACUUCCCACAUGAAGCAGGACCCUGCUACAGCAGUGUCUAUCCCGGUGUCAGCCAGCACUCACUUCAGAGCCAUCAAUGACACCGGACCCCCUUCCCUCAAUCUCUAUACCCCGCAGCCGGGGGAGAGCACCACUCAUGCUGGGGACAAGCACACUGAAGGAAGCCAAAAUGGAGCCAGAGAUAGAGUAACUGCUAAGACUGAGGACAUGGCUGAAAGAGAGCAAGGGACACAGGUGGAAAGUGUUCCAUCCUGUGCAGAGAUGGAGGGUCUCACAGCCUGCUCAGUGUCUCCCAGGAUUCUCCCUGAUCAUCUGGACGAAGGCGGGAAUAGAGGAAGUCCCAUCAAAAGAACUGAUUCACCAUCCAAGAAGAAAGAAAAGAGAAGCCAACACCUAGGUGCUGAUGGUAUAUACCUGGAUGACAUUACAGAGCUGGAGCCUGAAGUUGCUGCUCUCUACUUCCCUAAAAGUGACGGAGGCAGCAGCUCAAUGAAAGGAGACUCAGAGAUGAUGAUGAUGGGAGUGCGGAGCGCUAAUCAGUCCCCGCAGUCAGUGGGCAGCAGUGGGAUGGACAGUGGUGUGGACAGUUUGUCCGACCAACUAGGGGACCUGCCUCAUGUCGCCAUCUCUUUGUGCGGAGGACUAACUGACAACAGGGAAAUCACAAGGGAGCAGUUCCAGGAGAGGGCAAUUUCCUACCAGCAGUUCUCUGAAAACCCUUCUAUUAUCGAUGACCCUAACCUGGUGGUCAAGAUAGGAAACAAGUACUACAACUGGAGCACAGCAGCUCCCGUCAUGUUGGCCAUGCAGGUCUAUCAGAAACCUCUGCCGCAGUGUUGGUGUUUGAGUUAUGUGUUUUCUGCCUUUGGCCUCUUCUCAUACUGCCUCCCUGGUCUGUUUGGCUCCAGCCCGUCCCAGCCUGCCUCAGUGGAGAACAUCAUGAAGGAGAAGAUGCCAAAGAAAGGAGGACGCUGGUGGUUCUCGUGGAGGAGCAGGAACAGCGACUCCAAAUCAGACUCAGUGACGGAUGCGGGGGACCAAGGAGAGAGCUCAGUCACUAUGGCCUCAGUGAACAGGAUGAAAGAUGAGUCAUCCUCGAGUGAUGAGGACCACAGAUCAUCUAAUCAGAUGUCAGGAUCCUGCCAGUCAGAGCCCCUUAUGAGCUCUGGCAGUGUCUGCUAUAAGAAGACUCUACGGCUCACCUCAGAGCAACUGGCUAGCCUGCAGCUGAAGGAGGGUCCUAACGAUGUGGUGUUCAGUGUGACCACUCAGUAUCAGGGCACCUGUCGCUGCCAUGGCACAAUCUACCUUUGGAGCUGGGAUGACAAGAUAGUCAUCUCCGAUAUAGAUGGAACCAUCACCAGGUCUGACACUUUGGGUCACAUCCUCCCCACACUGGGCAAAGACUGGACGCACCAGGGUAUUGCACGGCUCUACCAUAGAGUUAGCCUGAAUGGAUAUAAAUUCAUGUACUGCUCGGCGAGGGCCAUCGGCAUGGCUGACAUGACGCGAGGUUACCUGCACUGGGUCAAUGAGAGGGGAACCAUGCUGCCAAUGGGGCCAGUGCUGCUCAGCCCCAGCAGUCUGUUUUCUGCCUUGCACAGGGAGGUGAUUGAGAAGAAACCAGAGAAGUUUAAGAUCGAGUGUCUUACAGACAUCAAGCACCUUUUCUACCCAAACACUGAACCUUUUUAUGCUGCAUUUGGCAACAGAGCUACAGAUGUGUAUUCGUAUAAGGAGGUGGGUGUUCCUCUGAACAGGAUUUUUACCGUCAAUCCCAAGGGGGAGCUGAUACAGGAACAUGCCAAAACCAAUAUCUCUUCCUAUGGGCGUCUCUGCGAUAUGGUCGACCACGUCUUCCCAGUCCUAGUUAAAGAUGAGGAAGCAGACUUCCCCUGCUCUGACUCUUUUGGCCAGUGCAACUACUGGACCAAACAACUUCCUGAUGAUACCAACCAGGAAGAAGAAGACCCACAGCCCCUUGAGACAAGCUGAGGAAACCCCAUUGAAUCCAGAAGCGAGAUUGCUGUCCGCCAACCUACAACGCUGUGGUCAGUGUUUUGUGAUUCAUCAUGAAGCCGCAGACCAGAUUAAGAGUGAAGAUGCUGAUUGCUUUAGAAUCAAAGACUUAUCUAGGAACUGUGUGGGGAAGACGUAUAUGAUAAACGAAUUGAGCUCUGUGGCGCCUUCAAGGCUCAAAGAUGUUACUUAAGAUAAGUAACUGCAACUACUGAUUCAAAAUAGAUGAAGGUGUUUUCAAUAUUCCACAUUAACAAAUCAUUGCGCCAUCAUUCAACAGUGAGAACACAAGCAGUCCCCAAAACUCACACCAUAAAACCCCAAGGUAGGAAGCCAUAUUACAGUGAAUCUAUGGUUGUGUUUAAGAUGAAAAGAAAAAGGACGAACAAACCUCAAAAAGCUGCACUAAUAGCAAAAACACAGGAAACCAUAAGACUGCUAUGUAAGAAAAAGAGUUAACGAAAAAAAACUGGUGGUUGUGCCUGAGGCUCAACACAGGAUCAAAAAGUCACAUAUCAUACAUUUGCAAGGGUACUGACUCACAACACACACAAACAUCAGUAACACUUGUAAAGGCAUAACACUGACAAUGCACAACACUGCAGAACACAAGUAUAGCUGUUACCAUUCUCUCCUUCAUCCCACACCACUCACUCACUGUAUUUCCACUGGUGAAUAGAAAAGCUGCCACACAAAACACACGCUGUGUGUGAAAGUUUCUGUCAGGGAUGCACCAGUAUAGGCUGGUAUUAAAUCUGUUUUUCUGAAUUUUAUAUAAAACACGUCCUCAUAGACGUGCCUAUCUUCAAAUGAGUCCCAAAGCGUUGGGUAAAGUUCACUAAAACAUGGGGGCUUGUCCAUGUAAAUUGACAAAGUGCUACUAAAGCAACCCUUCCAGAUUACAUACACUACCAGCGUCCAUAGCAGAUAAUAAAAUAUAAAUUACUUAUACAAUUCAGCUUUCCAAAUCUCAAAUCAGCCUCUUGGUGCAUCAAUCAUUUUUUAUACUUUUUAGGAAAGAAUACUGGCUUUUUUUAGCCAUUAAAUGUAGUCGAGACUCCGAAUCUUAGCUAAAGUUUUAUCUGAUCCAGGUAUGUGGCUGUAGCCAUUUUUCCUGGCCUCAAGUACAGCAGAUACAGCACAACACUUUGCACACGAAACACCACAUUACGUUACAGUGAAACCAUCUGGAACACGCAACAAUUGCACAGAUAUUGUAUCCAGUCACCUUUUGUGUCCAAACCUCUCUGCAGGUCCAGCUAAAUGACUGUGGUGUUUUGACCAUGCUACUGUGAAACAUGUGGCUCGAGCACAUUUUCUAACAGGUGUACAGUGACUAUACUCAAGCUAAAUGCAGGACAAUGCAACUAACUUCAGUCUGUGUUCUUUAUGUCUCUUUUUAUAAGCACGAAUAAAUUAACUCCAGUGAUAUGCUAGAAUGUAGGACAUAAAUCACUCACAUUGUGUGUUAUUGUAAUGACUAACGCUCAUCAAUGCAAUCACUGUGUAAGCUCAUACAGGAUAUGGUCAUGUAUUUUGAGUUUUGUGAUGUUGUCACUGCACAGAUCAGUAUACUUUUAUGUAGAGCACUAAUCUGCCCUGUAGUGGAGAAUUAAAUGCAGUAUAUUUAGAUGCUGUGAGGUUUUCGCUUCAUAAAUGCAUCUAUUUUUUGUUGUUUGUAUAUAUUUCUUUCAUUUAUCAUAUGUUUAUGUUUUCAUCCACUGAUCAAAGAACAUUUACUGUAAUGCAUUUAUGGGAGAUGGAAGCCUGUUUAUUUUUACCACAUGUAUAACUUAAAAUGGGGGAAACCACUGUAAAUAAUGAAUAAUGUUAAUUCUUUUGACCAUACGAAGUGAACUUUAAAAAAAAAAAAAGAAAAAGCUUUUGAGAGCUGUCACAUUGUCUAAAAUACUUUGUUACUGGUACUCAUUUAAAUGCAUCCAACACAAUAAAUCUCUCUAUUAAACCAACUGUCACCUGUUGCACUAAGAGGUGGCGGAUUCACCAUUUGACCACUAAAGCAAUAGAUCAACAUGGACUAUAUUAGGAGAGUCAAUAGGUCGGUUGUCUCUUUCCUGAUGUAAUGUCAGCUGUUAAUCCUAUGACAUUUUGUUUCAUUUGCUGCCUCUGGUUUAUCAUUGGCAUUGAGAUGGCUAGUUACACAAGGUGCAAACUAUUUGCACUUUUUGCAACAUCAAGAAGAGCAUCAUCAACCCAUGUAAAACCUCCUCUGUUUAUGUUAUGAUUUUAAAUCAUCUAAAAAAAAACAUUUAAUCUCAAAGUAUUUCAACAAAUUUUUGUUGGAAUUUGCAAACAAUAUUUGUACUCUGAUAUUUAUGUCGUAUAUUGAAAAAGGGUGAAAUCAAAACACUAGAAGACUGUUAACAAGACCUCUGAUUGAUUUUGACUAAGUCUGUUAUACUGUUCAUACAUAGGAUAGAAAUGUCUGAUGCUGUGAUUGACUUUACGUAAAAGGAAAACUAAUCAGGAAUUUAAGUGAAUGAUGUUCAUAUGCCUUUGAAGAAUCCUGUGCUAUUUGUGUAAGGGGAAAAGAUGCAUGUUGUUGUAAUGCUAAGAUGCAUAUUUAUGUGUAUGUAAUGACGACUGUCUUGUCACCUAAUCUUUGUAAGGACGUACACUCUAUAUCGCUUAAAAAAAAGAUUAAAUCAUUUGGCUUCCCUAUGUCAUAAUUAUAAGAUAAUUUCCCCACAUUUAUGAGAUAAGAGCUGUCAAUGCUUUGACAUAAAUUAGUAGUUUUAUUAGUAUCAUGCACCAAAAUGUUAAGUUGUAAUUAAUCAGGCCAAAAGCGCUGAUCUAUUUGAUCUGUGUGAGGUGGGUGUCACUUAUCAUAAAAUCCUUCUGCUAUAUUUUUCUCACCAUUAUGUGACAAUUUCUUGUAAUUAGAGUAUAAAGAUCUCCCAUUUAUAAGAUCUCAUUUAUGAAAUAUGGAAGUCAAAAGUAAGAGAAGAUGAUUUUUCUUCUUCAUGAAUGCAAUGUUCUUCCCAAACUUUUAGUAGAGUAAAUCAUCUUUUUGAUGGUUAUCACCUAAUUCUUUCUGUGAAAGAUCUAUUAAAGGUCUUGACUAGUUAUCCAGUCUGUCUCUGUUGACAUGAAUGUCGGUCCAGUUUGCUGUCCUGUGUAAAUGUAAUGUUUUGGGAACUAAGCUUCCAAGCAGUGUGCAGUGCAAGCCAUUGUUAAAAAAGCAGUUUGAAUAAAUCUGUGCAAUGGACAGUUUUCAAUAAACUCAAAUUUGAUUGCUA
This is a messenger RNA of Seriola aureovittata, 6385 nucleotides long. It is a transcript of the gene lpin1a, whose product is annotated as lipin 1a. The transcript is spliced from 24 exons. Gene Ontology annotation, molecular function: transcription coactivator activity; phosphatidate phosphatase activity. NCBI's taxonomy places the organism in Eukaryota, Metazoa, Chordata, Actinopteri, Carangiformes, Carangidae. Gene Ontology annotation, cellular component: mitochondrial outer membrane; nucleus. Gene Ontology annotation, biological process: fatty acid catabolic process; cellular response to insulin stimulus; positive regulation of transcription by RNA polymerase II. The record is from RefSeq and is a predicted model, not a curated record. The coding region runs from base 210 to 3101 and encodes 963 amino acids.